Messenger RNA from Penicillium taxi, 2433 nucleotides. RefSeq names its product RING-H2 finger protein. NCBI's taxonomy places the organism in Eukaryota, Fungi, Ascomycota, Eurotiomycetes, Eurotiales, Aspergillaceae. The record is from RefSeq and is a predicted model, not a curated record. Bases 1 to 2433 code for a protein of 810 amino acids. The transcript has 4 exons.
AUGGGACAGUCGUCUUCCACGGCCCGACAAUCUCGCAUCACGAACUACCCCACAACACCUUCUCUAACGGAGCGCGACUCUAGAACGAGGAAUGAAGAGAUGAACAACACACAAAGAAGUCUCCAAGAUGAAGAGGCAGGUUCAUCAGAGGUGAACUCACACUCGCAGAACGGUCAUGAUACACUAUCGAGCCAACCAACUCCGUCGGCCACUCAACAACAGUCAACCACUCGGUUCUCAGGAAUGCGUUCUUCGAGACAAAUGCAAACUAUUGAAGAGGCGAUUCGUGAACAAGAUCGCGAGGGUGUAAAUACCAGGCCAGGAUCAGCUAGAAUGACCAGAAGGCAUUCUACUAUGACGCGGCUGGGCUCUCGAUUACUCCCUGACUCAGUAAUUCGUGGUCUCCUGAAUAGCGAAGAGGAAACACCGGCAGAGGGUCACGCACACCGCCAUGGACUAGUAUCACGAACCACUCCACGAUCUGAGGCUAUACAUAGCAGUCGCUUUAGUCCCUUCAGUGUACUUGGACAACGGGGUAUCACACGUCGACGUUCCAAUCGAAGCCCAUACAUUCCGCGUACCGACUCUCCUACGACAUCUGAUUCAGCAACUUCCCAAUCAUUCCUUGGUGCGGAUACAGAGCAGGUUGCUGACGCAAAUCGGUCUUCCUGGCGUCGCAGCGCCCGCUUGCAUCGCAUGCGACAUUCGAUCUCAACACCGAUUUCUCACAUGUUCGGAUCGACCUCUUCAGUCCCUCGUGAUGACUCUGAUUACAGUGUUGACCAAGGGAUUGGAUCCGCACCCAGACCCUAUCUUCCCGUCGACGCCAUGGACACUCGAUAUGACUCUGGGGACCUUUUGCAUGAACUCGAUUCGACCGCUUUCUUCUACUCAAGCAAGCCCCCUUUGAUGCGCCGCCUUCCAGAUCUUCUAAGAGCACGGUCUGCACGACCCCUGCGACGAGAAGAGCAAACACCUCUUUCCCGAGUGCUCCAGCUUGCUGCCACUGCAAUAGCUGCCCAGCUUUCCGGGACCACCGGGCCUCCUCUACCGAAUAUCCAAGCUUUAGGAAAUGAUGGAAUAGAAAAUUCCUUGGAGACCUUUAUUCAGAGUUUGCAGAAUGCCUCAACUACACCGCCCCAGCCAGCAGCAACAGGCGAAGGUCCAAGCAACACUGGAAAUGAGGGGCCUUCGACGCCAGUGAAUUUCUUACGAGUUUUCCGAUUUGUCAAUUCUGAUACUCCAGGAGGCACCAAUCCUUUCACUCCAAACGCGGGCAGCUCUGAGAAUGCUGGAUCACAGCCUGACACAAUGUCAAUCGACGAGCCUGCGGAAGCAACUGAGGGACGGACAGUCACACUCGUUGUGGUUGGUGUUCGAUCUGUCCCUGCGAGCAAUAGUCUACCCAGUGAACAAGGACCGGGGGCUAUCACAGGUCCAGGACUGGAUGCUCUUCUUGGAUUGCCACUCAUUCCACACAUUGGCAAUCCCUCACGGCGGCGCGACGCAUCGGGCAACCCCAGAAUGGCUUUUACCCGACCAUCAGGUAACUCGGAAUUGUUGGGUCAUCCUGGUAUCCAACCAUCGCGACAGCCCUCGCGAAGAUUAUCUGAUUCCGGAGUCCGCGCGGCACAUACAUCUUACCCCCCUUCUGCAUUUUCUGAUAGUCCCCCUGGACCUCACCCUCCCCCAUCAACACCUGCCGAACACGGUUUAUCAGCCGUAUCCUCCGGUACUUCCACUCCCCGUCGCCGGCCAUCCUCAGCCUCGGCUUUAUCACCAAGUCUUCUUCCACAGGUACACGAGGAACGAGCUAUGCCGCCCCCGCCGUCUGUAGAUGAACCGCAGCAGCGAAGACGAAGCGACUCUGAGUAUUCACGUAAUCGGUCUCUCGGCUCAGGGAAUAUUCGCCGCAAUGGCAUGGUUGAGCCUGAUCAACCCACACCGAGAGAAGGUCGAAGCUGGUUGAUCUACGUUGUUGGAACCAAUCUCUCUGAAAAUCAUCCGGCUCUGACUACCCCGAGUCUUUUUACUGAUAACCCUACUUAUGAGGAUAUGAUUUUACUCCAAUCUCUUUUGGGCCCUGUCAAACCUCCAGUUGCCACCCAGGAAGAUAUCAAUACUGCAGGCGGAGUGUUCCGGCUUAUUGAGCGAGGGGGCUCGUUAGUCGCAGAAUCUCUUGCUGAUGGUAGUAUCAUAGAAAUCCAGAAUGGAGAACGCUGUCUGAUCUGCCUGUGUGACUAUGAGGCGGCCGAGGAAGUUCGGAAACUUUCCAAAUGCAAACAUGUUUAUCACAAAGAUUGCAUCGACCAGUGGCUUACUACCGGACGGAACUCCUGCCCUCUCUGCCGAGGACAAGGUGUGGGCGAAACAUCUAACAGUGAUGGCCCGGCAUCUGGCCCAUCUCUGGCACCUGAAGCCCCAGUCGUGUAA